Molecule: messenger RNA, 1779 nt
Organism: Chironomus riparius
Lineage: Eukaryota; Metazoa; Arthropoda; Insecta; Diptera; Chironomidae
Source: the annotation of a GenBank genome assembly
CUGCUUCUUUACUUUUAUUAACUGUUUCUCAUUCCUCUCAAUUUAGUUCUCAAAUCUCUUUGGUAGCGACAAGAAGUAAGUAAACAAAUUUGCGUAAAUCUUUCAGUCGCAACAACGAUGAAUAUUUUAAGAUCUUUAAUCGUCCUUACAUUUUUUCCGUUAUUUUUUGAUCAUGUAACAUCACAAUACUAUCAAUGUGUUAAUCCACAAAAUACAUAUGGAUACUGUGUGCCUUAUAGUUCUUGUCCGUAUAUCGUGAAUAUUUUAAAAAAUUAUUCACAAAAUAGUGAAGUACUAAGUUUUGUCAGACGAAGUGUUUGUGGGCUCGAUAAAAGAACUCAGCAACAAUAUGUGUGCUGUCCAGUAAAUCAAUUAAAACCCACGCAAGUCAAUCAACAGGCUCAAGAUAGGAAAUUCGUAAGAGUUCAGCCUGGAAAUAGCAUUCAACAACAGUCGACACAACAAAGUGGGAUUUCCCAGCAUCAACAACAACAAGGAACUGGAAACAUUCAUCAGCAUCAGCAACAAACAAUAACAGACUUAUCGUCCGCAAGACUAACGAAAUGUGGAUUUGAUCUUGACAAUCGAAUUUUUGGAGGAACCAAAUCGAAUAUAAAUGAAUUUAAUUGGCUGGCACUUCUUCGAUAUGCGAAACCGGGCUCAUCGAUGCCAGUUUUUAGAUGUGCGGGAUCUUUAAUUAAUAAUCGAUAUGUCUUAACUGCUGCACAUUGUGUCCAUCCACGCCUCUUACAAAACACCAAGAUAGUAACUGUACGUCUGGGCGAGCAUAAUUUACUCACUGACGAGGAUUGUCAAACUUUAAAUGGUCGACGACUUUGUUCUCCUAGCGUUUAUGAUGUACCAAUUGAGGAAGUGCUGAUUCAUGAAAAUUAUUUACCUCAAUCAUUAAAUCAACAUAACGACAUUGCUGUUAUAAGACUAGCUAGAAAAGUUCAGUUUAAUGACUUUGUAAAGCCAAUCUGCUUACAACAGGAUAAAAGCUUGACUAUAACUGAUUUGCUUGGACAGACUUUAGUUGUUACUGGAUUCGGACAGACAGAAGAUGUUCAAAGUAGCAAUGUAAAGCUACAUGUGUCUAUUAAUGUUGUAGAAAAUGAGAAAUGUAAUCAGAUUUUCAGAUCAGAAGGAAGAAAACUAGGCAAUAACCAAAUAUGUGCUGGUGGAAAUUAUAAUCAGGAUAGCUGCAAGGGAGAUUCUGGUGGUCCAUUGAUGAAGCUUGUAAAUAAGAACGGUGAAUUGUUUUGGGUUCUUUACGGAGUUGUAAGCUACGGAACGACACCCUGUGGGAUUGAGGGAAAUCCAGCAGUGUAUACAAAAGUAGAUCAAUACAUUGAUUGGAUUGAAAGUAAACUGAAAGCAUAAAAAAGGGAUCUUGUCUAUCAAUGACUGGACUAAAGUGAACGACUUCUGACAAGUUUUAGACAGCACAUUAUUUAUUUGUAUAAAUGAUAAUAUAAGUAAGCCAAUAAUAAUAAAUUGUUAAUAAUGCUAAGCAAUAAAUGAUUUAUAAGAUUAAUAAGUUUUUAACGAAGCAGUUAGUGGUUUAAUGGUCUUAUAGUCGCUCCUUAGCUGAAUAAAAUUGAGAACGACAGUUUUGUCUAAAUAAUUAAGAGUGUCACCGCUGCAAACUUCUUGUAGAUUUUCGUGUUUAACCAGUAAAAGAUUGCAAAGAGCAUGGAGUAUAUCGAAUAGCUGUGAAACGAGUGAAUCACCUAAUUUCCUCACACAUUUUCUAUAUUCAUUGACAUCACAAAUUGC